This is a messenger RNA of Haliotis rubra (blacklip abalone), 1286 nucleotides long. RefSeq names its product UPF0728 protein-like. The transcript is spliced from 4 exons. The record is from RefSeq and is a predicted model, not a curated record. Lineage: Eukaryota; Metazoa; Mollusca; Gastropoda; Lepetellida; Haliotidae. Bases 104 to 382 code for a protein of 92 amino acids.
UGUCAAUUAAUUUAGUGCGAGUCAGUCCAGCUUCCCUAGAAACUAGAGCUCCCUGCAGUUCGGGUUUUGAAAGGUGUCUGUUUUAGGCUAGAAAACGUUUGAAAUGCCAGCCCAUGCCAAAGUAUUCAUUAAUUAUGGCCCUUACGAGGCUAAUGGGAUCGUGGAACACAGAGAGACUAGACUAGAAGGUCUACGAACUGUAUUGAGAAAUGAUGGACACAGCAGUCAACUGGUAAAGAUAGAUGACCGCAACACUGUGGAAGUUUACGUUAAUGGAGAACUAAUUUACAAAUGUGACAUCCGAGAUUUGGACCAUGGUGGAGAUGGUGGACUGGAUGACCUCUGUAAGGAGGCCCUAACAGCUGUCAGAAAGGCUUUCUAAGCCCUAUGCAGCAUAGGUUGGAGGCUGGGAGGUGAACAGCCUGAACAAAGGUGUCAGGGGUUGGGGGUCAGGGGUGUAUUGUACAACUGUUACUGUAGCUAACUUUCAUUCUUGCUCAAUCAGUAUCAGUGUAUUGUUCCUUGUCCUAUAUAAUGGUGGCCUGUCAAUACUUAUAAGGAUACUGCAAUUGCCCAGAAAAGUGAGAUCACUUGAAAACAUAAUUAAUAUUUUUUGUUUGUUAAUAUAAAAUUAUGGUGAACUGUACUUUUACCAAUAUCAGGAAUCACUUCUUAAGUUUUGUCUCUAUUUUUUUGUAAUGAGAUAAGUAUGUGUUUCCAUUUACCUUCCACAUUUGUGCAAUACGACUCAACUGCAUGGAGAUUAGUUUUUAUAGAAGAAAUUAGUAAAUUCACUUUGAUGAAUUAGACAAUUAGUACUUUGAUAAACCAUGUCAAAUUCAGACACUUGAAAUAUAUUUGUGGUGAAAAUCUUAUAAAUGAAGACUGAAGUGUUUGAAUGUUCAGCUACAGUUUUGUUUCAGUAGAUAAUCGAGUUUGAUUAUUCUCUAGUUUGGGCGUUUUUUUUGUUUAUUUCCUUUGUUUACUUAUAAUUGUUUAGAAACAUUUAACAACGUUUUUCUGUUCUAUAGUAGGAUUAUUUUAGCACAUUGUUCAGCGUAAUUUUCUGUCGUUUAUAACUUCUUCCUUUAUGCCAAUACUUUGCCACACUAAGCUGAUAAAAGACAAACAAUUGGAUAGUUUCAUGAUAAAACAAAAAUAUGACUGUGGUUACCAUUUUUGUCUUGUCAAUGUUGUAUGAAUAAAAACAUCAUUGCUAUUGACUCUUUUGUAAAAAUAUCAUAUCAGUACUGUACAUUGAACAGCAAUAAAAUAUUGUAACAUUU